This is a messenger RNA of Corticium candelabrum, 3107 nucleotides long. RefSeq lists its product as uncharacterized. The record is from RefSeq and is a predicted model, not a curated record. The transcript has 3 exons. Bases 101 to 2779 code for a protein of 892 amino acids. Gene Ontology annotation, molecular function: protein binding. Lineage: Eukaryota; Metazoa; Porifera; Homoscleromorpha; Homosclerophorida; Plakinidae.
AAAGAAUGAAACUUGCCAGCGUUAUUUGAUAGAUCAUUUUCCAGACUACUUUGAUACCGAGCCUAAGAGACUAAACUUUGACCAACGUCAAACAGGAUUUAUGGAUGAUUUGAUUCGAUUUCUAGGAAUGACGGUCAACGGUUCAAUAGAAGAUCUGUACGCCGUGCUUCACGAUUUGAGAUGUACAGAUGCAUGCCAUGUACUGCAAAAAUAUGUAACAGGCCACAGCACGUCCGUGAAAGAACAAGAAAACUACAUUGUAUUUGAUUGCGUUGAGAAACUACCACACGCCGUCACACAGAGACAAGAUGAGUUAGCGAUGGUCAGAGAAGGAUUUGACAAUCUUCGGUCGCAGUUGGGUGAGCACAGUUUACACUACGUGUGCAUUACUGGUCAUCUAGCUUCUGGCAAGACAGAGUUGGCUCGACAGUAUGUCAGCUGGUUGCUCAACAGGUGGAGAACAGACGCAGAAACAGAUGGCAACAAUCGAUAUUUGGCAGUCAUACUGAAAUCGAGUUCAUUGGAGGAGUUGGAGUCGGGUCUUUGUUGCUUUUGCUACCAGAUGGGAUGGCCUAUCGUUGCUGAGACGGUGGGACGCAUAAAUAACAAAGUCCGGAGAAUCAGCAUGUUGUUAGAGAACGUCGGUCACGUGUUUCUUAACAGUAAGGAGUGGAUUCUAGUUCUCGAUGAUAUGCAGCAGUCCACGUGGGAUGCGAUAUCUCCACUGUUGCCUCGUCUCGGAUCCGACUCUUGGGGCAACGGUAACGUCUUAAUUACUACAGAGAAAGCACUUGGCGAUACCGGAGACAGAAUGAGAGUGACGGAAAUAACUCCUAGGAUAAAACACAGUAAUGCUGUUCAGCUGUUUACUUCUCUAUCGGGAGUAGCAGACAAAUCGUUUGCAGAGAAGGUAAGCAACUUGCUAGAUUAUCACGUCGCGGCGAUAGCCAUUGCAGCGCAGUAUUGUCGUCGAUUUCCCGAGAUAUCACCCAAUCAAUAUAUCAGUUAUCUGGAGAACGAAAUCACGAAGACAGAAGAAGAUACUGUUCACGAAUUACCGCGAGUUCUCCAAGCGUCGUUGAAGCUAAUGCUGUCGGCAGCGGCUGAAGCGGACGACGCGUUUCGGUCCGUUAUACAGUUGUUGUCGGUUACCGGUCCGUAUUUGAUGCCCAACAAGCUACUUGAAGAGUUUGUGCGUCAGUGGCGUCCAAAGGGCAUGCUACCGGCCUUGCUGCGAUUCGUUCAACGUAAAACGGUGGCCGGCGACAUGGAAGACUACCAACUGUUUCUACGGUCUCGUAUGCCUUUUGAUGCUAAAGAAGCGGACGAGUCGAUUAGCGCCAUAUCUCUGCAUUCGUCGACUCGCCAUGUCGUGAACAAAAUCGAAGAAGAAAACGAUGCAGAGACCGAUCGGUACAAACUCUGGCUGUCGGCAAUUCAGUCAUCGGUUCAGUGCUGCGAUGUAGUCGAUCUGAUAUCGGGUCGAAAUAGGCGCGCCCAACUGCGCAGACUCCUUCUCCCGCACAUGCUACACAUGCUCUCAUCGAGUCAUUACGACGCGUCCACUGCAGUAGAAACCGUGGGAGAUGCAUGGCUCAUAUGCGCGGCAGGAAUCGAGGCUAUGGGAGGGCCGUGUAGAAUCGGUCACUGGACGACGGUCGAAAACAAAUUGGAACAACAACGAGAUUGCAUCGAGAACGCGCUGGCAGUCUACGACAAUCUGACCGGUAUACUUCCGGCUAAAGUAAUCGAAUGUCACCAUUUUCUGAGCGAGAUCUACGAGGGGUUGUUCCAGAUCGACGAGGCUAGAAGGCACGCUGAUAUGGCCGUAGAACUGAGCAGAGCCGGUCAGAGCACGCUGCGCCCUACCAACGUCGCUCGGGCGCUGAAAAUACUGGGACGGAUCAAUUUGGACAUGGGAAACAGCGAAGAGGCCGUCACGUACCUUCAAGAGAGCAGACGGCUGUUUCGACGACGACGGAAAAACCUUCAAGAGGCAUCCGUCGUCACACUCACGGCCCGUGCUUAUCACGACUUAGGAAAAAAUGAUGUAUCCCAGUCUCUUCUCAAAGAGGCGAAUACAUUGCUAGCUAGAACUAACACAACGGCAGUCGACGAGACUUCGCUUUGGAUUCGCUCUCAAAUUCUUGCCAGUCUCGGACGAUCCUACUUGGAACCGGAUUUCACCGAGGCUGCCAAAGCCAUCGAAUUUUUAGAAAAGAGUCUCGACAUCCGACUGCGCAUGUACGGAUAUCAACACUCGAUGUCAGCAUUGGCAAUGACCGCGCUAGGCAGAGCAUAUUUAGUAAACCAACAGCAUCUCGUUGCUAAAGCGAAACUCGAGAGAGCGCUCGAGAUUCAAAACCUCAUUCUUUAUCCGGGCCAUCCCGACAAGGCAAUGACGAUGCAAGUGUUGGGCAACGUCGAACGGAGAUGCGAGAACUUGUCCGAGGCGGUUCGCCUUCUCAAGCAGAGUCUGUCGAUGCGACAGCGGGUCUUCGGUCCGUCUCAUCACGAUGUGGCGUUCGUCGAGACCGAUCUGGCCGUCGUUCUACUGGAGAUGUCAAAAACGGCGGAGGCUCUUACCCUGUUGCUAGACGCACUCAAAAUUAAGUGUAAUCGUUUCGGAGAGCGUCACAUCGAAAUGGCCAUCGCGUACGGUUGUCUGCGAGAUGCGUAUCAAGCGAUGGGAGACGAAAAGAAUGCACAACGGUGUAAAGACUUGCAUUCAGACAUCAUGCAACAGAUAAGAAACGGAACGAGUAACACCUCGUCAUAACAGAGCACAUGUCUAGACGCCAUUUUAGUGAUGUUCCUUAUUGUGGAGUGACGGAUAGACACGCAACAUACAUUAUUUUGUAAAACCGGUUUUUUGAAGACAACAUUUUAUAUACUGAUGAUGUCACAAUUUACUGUGACUGUGUCGUUUUGUCUAUUAUAUUUUGGCUGUAUUUUUCGGCUGUUGCGCAGACUAUGUUACUAUUUCUAUGCGAUGUAGACGGCGUUUGUACGGCUGUUUUGAUGCCGCAACGUAGAACGAUGAAGAAAUACGCAGACAAAUACGUCGUCGUUCCAAUUUUUUUAUUGACUAAUAAGAUAUGUAAGAU